AUAAUCACGUGUAUGUGCUCAAGCUGCUAAUUUCACCUGCGCAGACUGACCAGAGCAAAACACACUGACCCACUUACACAAGAGCAGCAGCGAGUCUGCCUCUGAAGCGGAGAUGAAGCAGAACUUCCCCGUUCCAGCUUUUCUCAGCAAGCUCUGGACACUUGUUGACGAUCACUGCACGAAUGACCUGGUCACCUGGAGCGAGGAUGGCUGCAGUUUCCUGGUGCUGGAUGAGCAGCGCUUCAGUAAGGAGCUCCUGCCGCUUUACUACAAACACAGCAACAUGACCAGCUUCAUACGCCAGCUCAACAUGUACGGCUUCCACAAGGUGGUGCCAGUGGACUCGGGCCUGCUGAAGGACGACAGCCGCGGCGACUGUGUGGAGUUUCAGCACGAGCAUUUCUGCAGAGAUCAGCUGCACCUGCUCAGCCUCAUCCGCAGGAAGGUGUCUGUAAGCCGUGGACUGGACGACAGCGGGCAGAUCUCGCAGGUUCUGGUCGAGAUCAGUCACAUCCGAGGCUGGCAGGACUCGUUUGACUUUAAGCUGAUGGCUCUGUGCAGGGAUAACGAGAGUUUAUGGCAAGAAGUGAACUCCCUCCAACAGAAACACCAGCAGCAGCACAAAAUCAUCCGCAAGAUAAUGCAGUUCAUCAUCAACACGGUCCAGUCGAACGGGAUUAAAGGCCUGAAGAGGAAACUUCCGAUGAUUGACAGCUCUGAGGUGACCCACUCGGCGCCAAAGUACAGCAGAUCAUGUGAUUCGACUGUGGAUUCAAACCUGAGCUCAACCUCGGUGCAGGACGCUCCCUCUCUGGAGGAAAUACCUCUGGAGUCUCUGUCUGCAGACGUUUAUUCCAGCGGCAUGAUCGUCUCUGACAUCACACACCUGCUGGAGCCCCUACGUGAGCAGGACAGUGGUCUAACAGCGGAGAGCGCCCCCUGCUGUGCAUCCGCUCCUCUCUCCCCGGCCUUCUCCUCUGUAGACCUGGCUCUGUCUCUGCUGGAUGAUGCUGCAGCUCCGGAGACGGAAGAGCAGCUUCCAGAGAGGAGUGAGUUGGCGGAUCCGUUAUCUCUGAUUGAAUCGAGUCUGGCUGCCAUUCAGGCGUCUCCGCUGCCCCCCAGCCUGGACAUCCUCUCUGAGCUCUUCAGACCAACCAGCUGCAGCUCAGAAGCUCUCAGUCUGAAGAGGAAACGAGACGCAAAGAGAGGAGCGAACGCUCACACACACGCUUACACAGUUGCGGCUGUGAGGCCUCAGCAGCUGCAGGAAGUGAGUUUUGGAGGAGGAGAUGUGGAGGAAGCCGAGUUUUUACCCUCACUGCUUCAGCUGGUUGAGGAAGCGUCCGUCCCUCUACACACUGACGCGCUCGCGGUGUGAAACCACACAAUAACACACACACACACACACACACACACACACACACACACACACGCAGGCUGAUGCUGGAGAUCAGUGAUCAUCUCCACACGGUUAUUAACACGGACAAUACAGACUCCUGAACACUCAGCACUGCACUUCACUCACACCUGACUGUUCACUGCAGGGGUGCAAAGCAUGAUGGGUAAUGCAUUUACAGUGGAAGGUACAUGUUCUCUGGAUUAAUUAGUCUGCGUCAUGCAUUAGAUAAUCUGGAUUGUUAUCUGGAUCAUCACUGGAUCAUGUCAACUGGAUUAUGUUAUCUUGAUUGUUAUCUGGAUGAGAUAAUCUGGAUUUUGUUAUCUUGAUUGUUAAUCUGGAUUAUUAUCUGGGUUGAUCUAGAUAAUGUAAUCUGAAUCACGUUAUGUGGAUUUUUGUCUAGAUUUUCAUCUGGAUUAUGUUAUCUGGAUCAUAUGUGGAUUGUUAUCUGGAUCCUCUUAUCUGGAUUAUGUAAUCUAGAUUAGUUAAUCUGAUCUUGAAAAUCAAGCAUUUGUAAUUAGAGUAGGACACACUCAUUUGAAAAUAUGCAUAAUCCAGUUAAAGUUACUGUAAAUCUAAGUUUGUUACUGAUAAUAUUUGUUAUUCUUACCAGAUUAUAUUUCUCAGAUACUCGACACUGCAUGUAAUCCAGCACCCGUCAGCUUUACUCACCUGCCAAGGUUUAAAGCAGGGAGCUACAACUGAAUGUAGAUGUGUAUCUGUAGGUUAGUGGAAGUAAAGGUUUAUUUUUGGAAGCAGUUUGACCUUAGAUGAGGGUCGUCGUCGUGUCCUACACGGCUGCGGGGGACUUCUCGGGCGUGGCUGCGGGGGACUUCUCGGGCGUGGCUGCGGGGGACUGCGGAAUAAGACUGAGACUGGGUGGACGCUGCCAGGUUACGGCGUGUCUGCUUACAUUUAUUGAUCACUUUAUCCAGUACGGCCACUAGCUCGCUAAAAUCAAUGUCCUUACAGGAAAGUCCGUUCGCUUGGUGACCGGCUUGGCAGCGUCGCCAGGCUGAGGCCGGAUUCCUCUCUCUCUGAAUGAGGAGAGACGCAAACACUUGUCCACAUAUGGACAUCACCAAGAGUCAGGCGUGUAACAUAUGGACGGUACAUGUAUGUCUGAUUCGUGGCUGAACGCAUCCCAGUAGUUAUAAUUGUUACCUAGUAUCUGCUUUUAAAUAUAUUUUUUAUAUAUUUUAAUUUGCAUGUUUAAUGAUUUUAUUGCAUAUCUUACAAUGUACAUAUCUUUACAGUUCAGUUGUGUAGCCAUUAUUACUUUUCGUUAGGAAGGAUGUUGAAGAAUCAAAGAUACAUUAAACCUUAUAUAACAUGAAGUUGGCAUGUAUGACUAAUGUACAUCAUUCAUUUAUGAAUAUUUUCUCUAUUGUUUAAUUUAUUGUAUGUAGGUUACACAUAUGUUUAAAUAUGUUGUCCUGUAUUUGAAAAUUACCAAGUUGGCACGUCACGUCCAGGGAAAUAUGCUAAUAUGAAAUCUGUAUGUGGUCAUAAAUCACAUUUCACGUUUUACAAUGCCAGCUUUUAAUAUUUACAGUUCUACGUAUGAAAUAUUGACCCUGCAAGAUUCAAUAAUCUGUAAUGUUCCAUCAUUACAUCAGUGGUGUGUACAUGUUCCACGCUGUACUGACCGCGUUCAGCGAGAAAAGCAUGUGUGAGUCGUGUUUACUGGAACGGGGGUUGUGCCUAUAACUUUGGCCUCCAGAUUGUUUUUCUCUACUGACUGUGUUUUGUACAAAUACAGGGAGCAUUAAACUUUGGCCUUCAGGCGGAUUUGGCCUUUUUAUGUUCCUCCACUGACUGCAUUUGUCCAGACACAUACAGUAAAGAUAUGAAAAAUCUCCCUAAGAUCACACGUACAACUGUUAACCUGUAAAACCUGUAAAAUACAUUAAACAGUUCUUCUCUUUAUUGUGUAUAUUUUAUUUGUAGCUUUGUUCUGGUGUUUAAAGCAGGCUGCGGAAAACAAUAAAAGUGGUUUGAAACGA
Messenger RNA from Pygocentrus nattereri (red-bellied piranha), 3402 nucleotides. Its product is annotated as heat shock factor protein 1. Gene Ontology annotation, molecular function: DNA-binding transcription factor activity; sequence-specific DNA binding. Bases 113 to 1378 code for a protein of 421 amino acids. Lineage: Eukaryota; Metazoa; Chordata; Actinopteri; Characiformes; Serrasalmidae. The record is from RefSeq and is a predicted model, not a curated record. The transcript has 12 exons. Gene Ontology annotation, biological process: regulation of DNA-templated transcription.